Molecule: messenger RNA, 3245 nt
Organism: Hypomesus transpacificus
Lineage: Eukaryota; Metazoa; Chordata; Actinopteri; Osmeriformes; Osmeridae
Product: vasopressin V2 receptor-like
Exons: 9
Coding region: 530-2086 (518 amino acids)
Biological process (GO): positive regulation of vasoconstriction; regulation of systemic arterial blood pressure by vasopressin; G protein-coupled receptor signaling pathway
Cellular component (GO): membrane
Molecular function (GO): peptide binding; vasopressin receptor activity
Source: RefSeq, a predicted model, not a curated record
GGAGGGGACGGCAUGUGCGGACAGAGCUCAAAUUCACUUCUGUCGGUGUGUAGAGGCACACCGAGCCAGAGGAGAGAGAGAGGACACACACACACACACAGAGAGGCAGCCUGCUGAAAACACAUGGACAACUAAUGGAUUAUCCUGACACACACUUGUGAAGUACUAGACCGCACGGACAUACCGCCAACCACAGAGGGGCAAGCACAGGCACACACGCAAUGACGAGAUGCAUGCCAAGCAAUCAGUGGAAACGAGGAUGUGAUUUCUUUCUGACACAUUUUGUGUCCCAGCAGUGAAGAUCAGAUCUCAAUCAAAGAAGGUAAACAGACUUUCUUGCCGUGCGCUGAGGGAUCAUGUGCAGCAGAUGAAUGCUCAGAGAUGCAUGGUGACUCUGAGGAGGCGUAUUUAGGAGUUUACAUCCAAAUCAACACACAGGACAGAGUCCUAGUUGACUGACACGUUCAAGAGAAACCGAGAGGAGAGGAUACGCGUAAGGGGGGGGCUGACAAUGUACUGACAAAAAGGCAUGGAAACCAUCUCUGGAGAAACGGGUUGGGAUGGAACAGCUCACUCCUCUCUGGUGACGACAGGAAGGACUAACGUCACUUCCUCCUCCCUUUACUCGGCGGACUUUGCCUCCUUCAACAGCUCCCAUGGUGGGGGGUCUUACUUCUGGAUCAUCCCUGAAAAUGCCUCGGCCACCCCUCCUCACACCAUGCCCCAGCCCAGGGUGCGUGACCUGGGCUUGGCCCGGGCUGAGAUCGGGGUGCUGGGGCUGGUGCUAGCCUUAACCACCCUGGGGAAUGGCUUUGUGCUGUGGGUGUUGUUAAGGAGGAAGAAGCAGAAUGCUCCCAUGCACCUGUUCAUGGUCAACCUUUGUGUGGCCGACCUGGUGGUGGCGCUGUUCCAGGUUCUUCCCCAGCUGGUGUGGGACAUCACAGAAAGGUUCCAGGGGCCUGACAUACUCUGUCGAUCCGUCAAGUACCUUCAGAUCGUGGGCAUGUUCGCCUCAUCAUACAUGAUUGUGGCCAUGACGGUGGACAGACACCAUGCCAUCUGCUGCCCACUGCAGGCCUACCGCGGGGGGGCAGUUUCCCGCUGGAACACCCCCGUUAUGGUGGCCUGGGGUCUGGCCCUGGUCCUCAGCAUACCACAGGCGUUCAUCUUCUCCAGGUCGGAGGUGUCUCCGGGAGAGUUUGAGUGCUGGGGUCACUUUGCAGAACCAUGGGGGCUCAAGGCCUACGUCACCUGGAUGACUGUGGCAGUGUUCCUGCUGCCUGCCUUGAUCAUCACCGUCUGCCAGAUAAGGAUCUUCCGGGAGAUCCACAACAACAUCUACCUGAAAUCGGAGAGAAUUGUGUCGGCGGAGCUCAAGAAGAACGCCGUCUUCUUCCGUUUCCACAGUGUCAAGAAGAAGGAGGAGCGAGCACGGGAGAGGGGGAGGGGGGGCGGCGGAGGGGGCAGGGAGGGCAGAGGGGGCCUGCUGUUGAAGACGAUGAACAGCAACCCCUCCGGCUGCCACAGUGCCGUCGACCAUGCGGCACAACAGCAGCCUUUUUGCCCCCCGGAGAACCUGCACGCCACCCCUGGGCCAGGAAACGGCAGGCAGGAAGGUGCCUCUGCCCUGCCUUGUGACUGCUCACACGGGCCGAGCAAUGGCUGCUACUGCCAGUCCUACAGCCCCUACGAGCUGUCUCGGGGCUCCUUGACGCACGCCUCCCUGGAGUACCCGCCGCCCCUGGCGCCCCCGCCGCCCGGCAUCUCCAAGGCCAUGUCCAAGACGGUGAGGAUGACGCUGGUCAUCGUGCUGGUCUACACCGUCUGCUGGUCGCCGUUCUUCAUCGUCCAGCUGUGGGCCGCCUGGGACCCCAACCCCCCGGACCAAGGCAUAGCCUUCACCAUCCUGAUGCUGUUGGCCAGUCUGAACUCCUGCACCAAUCCCUGGAUCUACACAGCCUUCUCCAGCAGUGUGUCUCUGGAGCUCCAAGCCCUGCUGCACUGCAGGCCACGGCCCCCGCGAAGGGGCUCCCUCCCCGACGACUCCACCACCACACACACCUCCACCAAGGACAGCCUGUACUGACAGAUCCCCAAGGGAUGGACAUUUGACACACACGCACAUGCUCAGACACACGCACACACAAGGACAGCUUGUGGAUGACACGUACACACACGAGGACAGCUUGUGGAUGACACGUACACACACGAGGACAGCUUGUGGAUGACACGUACACACACGAGGACAGCUUGUGGAUGACACGUAGACAGCUUGUGGAUGACACGUACACACACGAGGACAGCUUGUGGAUGACUCAUACGCACACGAGGACAGCUUGUGGAUGAUACGUACUCACACGAGGACAGCUUGUGGAUGACACGUACACACACGAGGACAGCUUGUGGAUGACUCAUACGCACACAAGGACAGCUUGUGGAUGACUCAUACGCACACGGGGACAGCUUGUGGAUGACUCAUACGCACACGAGGACAGCUUGUGGAUGACUCAUACGCACAUGAGGACAGCUUGUGGAUGACACGUAGACAGCUUGUGGAUGACACGUACACACACGAGGACAGCUUGUGGAUGACUCAUACGCACACGAGGACAGCUUGUGGAUGACUCAUACGCACACGAGGACAGCUUGUGGAUGACACGUACGCACACUGCGCCACAGCUGCCCCUGGAGAACAGCCUCCACUGACUCCCGCCACAAGAAGCUCUCGACAACAAGGGGACAGCUGUGUCAUCGUUGUCGGGGGCUCCCGUAUCCAGCCUCACCUGUCUCCAAGGCCUUUCUCCCGUGGGAGGGCGGGAGCCUGGGUGUCAGCACCACACAAUGAAACACCCAGCAGACAUCGGCGCACGGAUCAGACCCAGCACCUGGCAGAGAUGGGGCAAAGAAACAAAAACACUGGCAAAAGAGAUGACUCCUGUUGAAAUGCCCGGUGGACUGAGAUACUUACUUACACUCUGCGCCAAAUCUCUCCCAACCGCCCCCCCCUCUCUCCAAAAAGAAGAACUGUAGCUUCUGUACUCCCUCUUGAGCUGUAAAUCUGUUUACCUCAUGGGAUUGGAGCGGACAGGGCCGUAAUGGACUGGCUGACUGCGUGCCUAAUGCAUAGAGCAGAGUGGCAAGCAGGCAGUACUCUGAGACAACAAAGCCAUGGGCUCAGGGAGAGGCGAGAGAGAGAGAGAGAGAGAGAGAGAGAGAGAGAGAGAGAGAGAGAGAGAGAGAGAGAG